AUGAGUGAAGCGGCGCUGGUCAACGCCAGCGUGGUGGUCCAGUACCGCGACUCGCUGGGCAAAGCGGUGGUGAAGAACGUCAUCGUGAUGGCCAUCGGACUCACCAUCAACUACAUAAACGUCAGCCUCAUGUACACAUUCUGCAAGCACCAAAUCUUCUACUCCAACCCUCGCUACAUCCUGUUCUUCACGCUGGUUCUGAACGACAUGAUCCAGAUGAGCGUGGGCAUCACCCUGUUCGUCAUCAGUUACGUCCUCUACCGGAUCACCGUCCUGUCGUGCGCCCCCUUCAUCCUGAUGGCCAUCAUCACCACGGAGAACACACCCCUCAUCUUGGCCUGCAUGGCGGGAGAGUGCUACGUGGCCGUGCGCAUGCCGCUCCACCACGCCCGCAUCUGCACCGUCCCGAGAACCCUGCUCCUCAUCGCUGCCAUUUUGACUGCCAGUUUCAUCUCCGCCUUCCCGGACCUCUUUGUCACACUGGCCAUCGAGCCCGCUGACUACUUCUCCAGAAAGAUCUUCUGCCUUCGGGAAACCGCCUUCCCAAGCCCAUUGCUCAUCCAGAAACGGGACAUCACCUACAUCGUCUACCUGGUCCUGGUCUGGUCGGUCAUCUUUUUCACUUACUUCCAGAUCCUGUUCACGGCCCAGACGGCCAGCAAGGAUGCCAAGAAGGCCAGGAAGACCAUCGUACUGCACGGCGUUCAGGUCCUGCUAUGCAUGACCACGUACGCCGUGCCGCUUGUGAAGGACGCGUUGCUCCGAGCCUUUCCUGAGAGCUACUCAGACUCGCUGUUCGCCUGCUACGUCAUCGUGCAGGUGUGGCCCCGCUCCGUCAGCCCUAUUAUUUAUGGCGUGAGGGACAAAUGCUUCAGAAAGUACCUCAAGCACUACCUGGUCUGCAGGACCGCACCACAUGGAGACAUGUCUUGA
This is a messenger RNA of Nerophis lumbriciformis (worm pipefish), 933 nucleotides long. The record is from RefSeq and is a predicted model, not a curated record. NCBI's taxonomy places the organism in Eukaryota, Metazoa, Chordata, Actinopteri, Syngnathiformes, Syngnathidae.